GGGGAGAGACCUCAGCAUGCAAACCUUCGUCCGUCCGGCUUGCACCCUCUUUUUCUUUCCAUGCUGCUGGUCUUCAGAUGGCUGCUCCGAUGCCUCAUUCGCACCAGCAGUACAGUGACUGUCACCAGCAGAGUACAGAUCAGUCUGUCACUGUACUGCCAUACAGUGACCAGACGCAACUACUCACUGCCAGCCAGAGGCACAUGCCCCAGUGCUUUCGUGACCCAGCUUUAGCUCCUUUAAGGAAGCUCUCUAUUGACCUGAUCAAAACCUACAAACACAUCAAUGAGGUAUAUUAUGCAAAAAAGAAAAGACGGCAUCAACAGGGUCAGGGAGAAGACUCCAGCCAUAAGAAAGAGAGGAAAGUCUUCAACGAUGGCUAUGACGAUGACAACUAUGACUACAUUGUCAAAAGUGGGGAGAAAUGGAUGGACCGAUAUGAAAUUGACUCUUUGAUUGGCAAGGGGUCAUUUGGUCAGGUUGUAAAAGCUUACGACCGUGCUGAGCAGGAGUGGGUAGCAAUCAAGAUUAUCAAGAACAAGAAGGCUUUUCUGAAUCAAGCUCAGAUUGAAGUGCGGCUUCUUGAGCUCAUGAACAAACAUGACACGGAGAUGAAAUACUAUAUAGUUCAUCUGAAGCGUCACUUCAUGUUCCGGAAUCACCUUUGCCUAGUAUUUGAAAUGUUGUCAUACAACUUGUACGACCUGUUGCGGAAUACAAACUUUAGAGGUGUCUCGUUGAACUUGACCAGGAAGUUUGCUCAGCAGUUGUGCACUGCGCUGCUGUUUCUCGCCACCCCAGAGCUCAGCAUCAUCCACUGUGACCUAAAACCAGAAAACAUCCUGCUGUGUAACCCCAAAAGAAGCGCCAUUAAAAUAGUGGAUUUUGGGAGUUCCUGCCAACUGGGACAAAGGAUAUACCAGUAUAUCCAGAGUCGGUUCUAUCGCUCUCCCGAGGUGCUGCUGGGAAUGCCAUAUGAUUUGGCCAUAGACAUGUGGUCACUGGGGUGUAUUCUGGUUGAGAUGCACACUGGAGAGCCUCUGUUCAGUGGAGCCAAUGAGGUGGACCAAAUGAAUAAAAUAGUUGAGGUUCUUGGUAUCCCACCAAAUCACAUAAUGGACUUAGCACCAAAAGCCAGGAAGUUUUUUGAGAAGUUGUCAGAUGGGACGUGGAGUGUAAAGAAGACCAAAGAUGGCAAAAGGUACAAACCUCCGGCUUCUCGUAAGCUCCACGUCAUCCUUGGAGUGGAGGCUGGUGGGCCAGGCGGGCGUCGAGCGGGGGAAUCUGGCCACGCAGUAGCCGAUUACUUGAAGUUCAAGGACCUCAUCCUCAGAAUGCUGGACUAUGACCCCAAGACGCGAAUUCAGCCCUACUAUGCCCUCCAGCACAGCUUCUUCAAGAAGACUGCAGAUGAAGGAACCAAUACAAGCAGCAGUGUGUCAACGAGUCCAGCACUUGAGCAGUCACAGUCCUCAGGGACCACGUCUAGUACAUCCUCAAGCUCAGGAGGAUCGUCCGGAACAAGUACCAGUGGCAGAGCAAGGUCCGACCCCACACAUCACCACCGGCACAGUGGAGGGCACUUUGGCACAGCCAUGCCAGCCAUAGACUGUGACAACCUCUGUCCUCAGGCAAGACAGCCUUACCAUCCCCCUGUAGUAUGGACUGGCAGUGUUGGACCAGAACCUGUCACUGUAGAAACACAUCCAGUCCAAGAGACUACCUUUCAUGUGCCUCCCCAGCAUCCCAAGGCAUUGCACCCCCAUCACCAUCAUCACCACGGACAGGUCAUUGCGACACGCCCAAGGCCACGCCUCUACAACUCGCCCACCAACAGCGCCUCCACACAGGAUUCCAUGGAGGUGGUACAUGGCCAUCUGUCCAUGACUUCCCUGUCUUCCUCUGCAUCCUCUUCCUCCACAUCUUCCUCUUCCACGGGAAACCAAGGCAACCAGGCUUAUCAGCGCCGCCAGGUCCCUGCCAAUGCCCUGGACUUUGGCCAAAACGGAAGCAUGAACAUGGGUUUGGGUGCCUUCUCAAAUCCCCGCCAAGAGACUGGCAUGGCUGGACAUCCUACUUACCCUAUCGCCACGAACACGGGACCUGGUCACUUCAUAACAGAGGGGCAUCUGGGCAUGAGACAAGGCAUUGAUAGGGAAGAGUCUCCAAUGACUGGAGUCUGUGUUCAGCAGAGCUCAAUGGCCAGUUCGUGACUAAGCUGAAAAUGAAAUUUGUUUCUCUGUGUGU
Molecule: messenger RNA, 2247 nt
Organism: Chanos chanos (milkfish)
Lineage: Eukaryota; Metazoa; Chordata; Actinopteri; Gonorynchiformes; Chanidae
Gene: dyrk1ab
Product: dual-specificity tyrosine-(Y)-phosphorylation regulated kinase 1A, b
Exons: 10
Coding region: 78-2213 (711 amino acids)
Biological process (GO): protein autophosphorylation; peptidyl-threonine phosphorylation; peptidyl-serine phosphorylation
Molecular function (GO): ATP binding; protein serine/threonine kinase activity; protein serine/threonine/tyrosine kinase activity
Source: RefSeq, a predicted model, not a curated record